Messenger RNA from Gaeumannomyces tritici R3-111a-1, 2662 nucleotides. RefSeq lists its product as hypothetical. The transcript has a single exon. NCBI's taxonomy places the organism in Eukaryota, Fungi, Ascomycota, Sordariomycetes, Magnaporthales, Magnaporthaceae. The record is from RefSeq and is a predicted model, not a curated record. Gene Ontology annotation, molecular function: peptidase activity. Gene Ontology annotation, biological process: proteolysis. Bases 450 to 2507 code for a protein of 685 amino acids.
ACAACGUACAACCCCCGAGGAAGGGUAAAAUGGAUUUGCACACGAUAGGCAGCUCGGUUGCGGGCUGAUGUUGUCCCACAUCUAUUUCUGCCAGAAACAGUAGGUGACAUCGAGGCGGCGGCGGAUUUGCGGCCUCGAGCGGGGAAGCCCCUGCGUCGGAGCUGCCGUGUUUGCAUGGGAUAGCACCAAGGCCAGGUUCGGCUGAUAAUGGGAUGUAACCCCUUCUGCAAGCUUGAGCUGCAAGGCCCCGACAGCCGACAUGACCUGCCAUUACCACCCCAGUCAUUCCGGUACUUAAGCCGACUGUCGCCCCCUCACCGGCGCGGGCGCGCGAAAGGUGAGCCUCACUCGCGGUGCCUUGCCCUCGAAUCACCCUGAUUUCCCUGGGGCGGACCUGCACUUCCCUUGUGCGGCUCGGAAAAGAGCUCUUCUGACAGGGAACACGCAAGAUGCAGAGUCCUAGCACCAUGGCCCGCAGUCGGCGGUCAGGCAUGGCUACCGCCGCCGUGGCCGUGACGUCGCUGCUGCUCCGCGGCGCCUACGCAGUCCCGUGCACGCCGCGUGACCCCUUCGCCGUGGUCGACCCGCAGAACUGGGUGAACCCGGACAACAUGACGUGGGCCGACUACAAGCGCCCGCCGGGCACCAACUGGUCAGACCCGACGCGCCGCGGGUCGAGCCGCAACUUCAACAUCGCCCUCGUCACGCUCGACUACACCGACAGGCCCUUCAUCGUGACGCAGCCGGCCCUGUCGACCAUCUUUGGCAACCCACAGCCCGCCAAGGCCGACGUGCCCCGGGCCGGCGUCCCGGCCUUUUACCGUGACCUGCUCAACACGCCAACGGAGAUCAACAAAGGGCACACGCUGCACGAGUACUGGAUGGAGGACUCGGCGGGCAAGUUCGGCGUCGACCUGACGGCCUUUGGGCCCUACCAGAUGCCGAAGCUGAGCUUCCAGUACGGCAUCGACAGCGGCUUCAACGGGGGCGGGUGCCCGGCAGGCCUCGCUUGUGACUUUGACGUCCGCGGGGACGGCCUGGCCGCAUGGCGGCGCGAGGUCGGCGAGGAGGUGGCAUCCUCAUUCGAGCUGGUCUUCAUCCUCUCGGCGGGGCAGGACGAGUCGGCGACGUGGCAGGAGUUUGGCGAAAUGAAGUUCGCGACGCGCGAGGAUGUGACGCCCGAGUUCGGCCCGCCCCCGGGGAGCAACCUGACUAACUACGCGCGCACGCGCUACGUCGAGUGGACCAGCUGGGCGUCGGCGGCGACGCUGUGGCCCAACGCGGGCGGCGGGUCGUCGACGCAGGGCGAGAGCAGCGGCAUGGCCGUCUACGCGCACGAGCUCAGCCACCUGCUCGACAUUGGCGACAACUACAACAACCCCUACUCGGUCCCCGCCAGGCGCUCAUACACGGGGCCCUGGUCCAUGAUGUCGCGCGGCUCCUUCCUGGGGCCUGGCGGGCCGCACACGCGCUGGCAGGUGCCCGCGCUGCACGGCAGCAGCAUGGGGUCGCUGCACACGGUCCGCGACAAGCUCUUCCUCGGGCUCGCGUCCAACUCUAGCAUCGCUCUGCUGUCGCGCGACGGCCUGGCGGGGUCGGGCCUGGCGCUGGCGACUAUCACGGCGCGCGCUAUCGACCCGGGCCUGGGCGGGCUGAUGGGCAUCAACGUGGCGCUCGGCAGCCGCGGCGACCUCUCGCCGCGCUGUGACGUCAACACGAACCCCUUUUGCGACGGCGGUGGCUACCACAGCUACUUCGUCGAGGUCGUCGACCGCAUCGGCUCCGACUCGUUCCAGGCCGACGCGGGCGUCAUGCUCAGCAAGUCCAAGGACGGCUCGCGCCGCCCGUCGCAGCCGUUCCAGUGGACCAUCGACGCGAACCCGCAGGACAUCGCCAUGGUCGACUUCAUCCGCCCCAACGGCUCCGCCGCCAUGAUCACCAUCGGCGACUACCGCCAGCUGGCCGACGCGCUCUUCCACGCCGGCACCCGGUCCGGCAGCCAGUUCGAGCACGUCGACGAGGCCAACCGCCUGCACUUUUACGUCCUCGACCGCCACCGCGACGCCGCCGGCGUGCUGUCCUACACGGCCGCCGUGCGCUCGCUCGACGGCUCGGGCGGGCCCAGCGCGCACGCCGUCAAGCUGGCCGACGGCAUCGUCGCCGCCGCCGGGUCGCCCACGGGCGCGGGCACGACCUGCUUCUUCGAGCUGGCCAACGCCGGCACCUACGUCGCGGGCGGCGGCGCCCUGCACCCGCGCGACGCGACGGCGCUCCUGCAGUCGGACGUCUACCGGCUCAACGCCACCGUCUCGGGCGCGGGCUGGCGCGUCGCACUGCCCAACGCGCUCGCCCACGCGCGCUUCGGGGCCACGGCCUGGGCGCGCGUGGCCGUGGCGGCCGCGGCGGACGCGGACGACGAGGCCGUGGUGACGCUGACGGCCGUGUCCGAGUCGGACAGGACCGCGGCCGCGACGGCGGUCUGCAGGGUGAAGAAGACGGGAGCGUAGGCCUCGUGGGGAUGGAUGGCUUGUAAUGCAGGGGCUGAAUAGCUAUUACACAAGCAUUGCCCUAGAUCUUGGAAUAAAGCUGGGGGGAUUCUUAGACAUUAACAAGAUCAAACUAAUAUAGCCAAGACCAACCCAUAAUAACAUCUUAUUGCCAA